This is a messenger RNA of Fragaria vesca subsp. vesca, 2078 nucleotides long. Its product is annotated as chaperonin 60 subunit beta 4, chloroplastic-like. Gene Ontology annotation, molecular function: ATP-dependent protein folding chaperone; ATP binding. Gene Ontology annotation, cellular component: chloroplast stroma. Gene Ontology annotation, biological process: protein refolding. Bases 1 to 1851 code for a protein of 616 amino acids. Lineage: Eukaryota; Viridiplantae; Streptophyta; Magnoliopsida; Rosales; Rosaceae. The transcript is spliced from 14 exons. The record is from RefSeq and is a predicted model, not a curated record.
AUGGCAUUUUCUCCAACUCCUAUCUCUGCACUAUCUUCCACCAACCCAACACUGCCCAAAAGGCCUUCUUCACCUUUCACCACUGCAAAUCCAAAAGGCAUCCCCAAAGACCUCUACUUUAACCAUGAUGGUUCAGCCACAAAGAAGCUUCUGGCAGGGGUGAGCAUGGUGGCAGAGCUGGUUGGGGUUACAUUGGGUCCAAAGGGAAGAAAUGUGGUGCUGCAGAAUAAGUAUGGACCUCCCAAGAUUGUCAAUGAUGGUGAAACUGUUCUCAAAGAGAUCGAAUUGGAGGACUCUGUGGAGAAUGUCGGAGUUAAAUUGGUGAGGCAAGCUGGUGCAAAAACAAAUGAUCUGGCUGGAGAUGGUUCCACUACAGCUGUAAUUCUUGCUCAUGGUUUAAUUACUGAAGGUGUGAAGGUUACUGCAGCUGGCAUGAAUCCCAUUCAAAUUGCUCGUGGGAUCGAGAAGACUGCAGUGGCCCUGGUAUCUGAACUCAAAUUAAUGUCCAGAGAGAUCGAGGAUCACGAACUUGCAGAUGUUGCUGCAGUUAGUGCAGGCAAUGAUUAUACAGUGGGGAACAUGAUUUACAGUGCUCUUUGUCAAGUAGGAAAGAAAGGUGUAGUUUCUAUUGAAAAAGGGAAGUCUACAGAGAACACUCUUCAAGUUGUAGAAGGAAUGCAGUUUGAUCGCGGAUACUUAUCGCCUUACUUUGUCACUGAUCGACAAAAAAUGAUAGUGGAGUUUCAAGAGUGUAAGUUGCUUUUGGUUGACAAAAUAAUUACACACCCGGAGGAGCUGUUUAAGAUAUUGGACAAUGCAGUGAAAGAAAAGUAUGCAAUAGUGAUAGUUGCAGAGGGGAUUGAACAGGAAGCUUUAACUCCAGUAAUAAGAAACAAGCUCAGAGGUGCACUGAAGGCAGUUGCCAUUAAGGCGCCUGCCUUCGGUGAGCGCAAAAGCCACUACUUAGACGACAUUGCCAUUUUGACUGGAGCAACAGUAGUAAGAGAAGAGAUGGGAAUGAUCUUACAUAAGACUGGCCCGGAGGUAUUGGGAACUGCUACUAAGGUUGUGAUAACUAAGGACACUACACUGAUAGUUACCGAUGGAAGCACUCGAGAAGCUGUUAACAAGAGGGUUUCUCAGAUACAAAGGCUUGUUGAGAACACUAAAGAAGAAUUUCAAAAGAAGAUAUUAAAUGAAAGAAUAGGAAGAUUAUCAGGGGGGAUUGCUAUUCUGCAGGUAGGGGCACAAACACAAGUUGAGUUGAAGGAUAAACAACUUAGAAUUGAAGACGCUUUGAAUGCAACCAAGGCAGCAAUUGAGGAAGGUGUUGUAGUUGGUGGUGGAUGCUGCCUUUUGAGGCUCUCUAAAAAGGUGGAUGUCUUCAAAGAACUUAUGGAUAAUGAAGAACAGAAGAUUGGAGCAGAAAUCUUCAAGAAAGCUCUAAGCUAUCCUGCAAAACUGAUAGCUAAAAAUGCAGGUGUAAAUGGCAGUGUUGUAGUAGAGAAGGUUCUAUCAAAUGCUAAUAUGGGGUAUGGAUAUAAUGCUGCAAGAGACUGUUAUGAAGACCUAAUGAAAGCUGGGAUUAUGGAUCCAUCAAAGGUAGUUAGAUGUUGCUUGGAGCAUGCAGCAUCAGUCGCGAAAACUUUUCUGUUGUCUGAUGCUGUUGUUGUCGAGAUUAAGGAAUCAAAUCCCAUCCCAAGAAGAAUGCCGAGGCAAAGGCCAAAGCCACCCCUUCCCCCCAUGCCCCAAACGCCACAAAUGCCGCCAAUGUCAUCCAUGCCUUCAAUGCCACCAAUGUCCAUGCCAACCUCAGGUGCUCGAGCAUUCGGUUCCAAGUAUGGCAGAUGAAACACAUUGACUACAGUGAUUCACCCCUGAUUGAUCCAACAAAUGUUACAAAGCCCUGCUUUCUUCUAUUUAACCAAAGUUGAAGGGGGCAGUCAUGAAAUCACAUAGCACUUAAUAGUUCAGCUCCUUCAGAUCAAAUGCAUUGUUUUCAAAACCACAUCAACUGAAGUAUGCAUUUGGGGAAAGAAAGCUCAAAGCUAUUACUCCGAUACGGAAAUGCAGCAAGA